GUUGAACGGCAAUUCUACAAUAUCAUGGAUACAGCUUUCUAUCGUCAGCUGUGGAUUCUUGCUGAACAUGACAUUUUUAUGGAUAACAGCGAGGACAAAACAGAGAAGAGCUUUGAUAGAUUUUACUAUCAUCGUAGCUUGUGCUGCUAAAUCUGUCAUUGGUUUAGAAAUCUUUGUCAGAUUACUUAUUCCUGUGACAGUCCGAUUACCAGAAGUAUUCAAGUUUUUAGAUACUAUUGACCUACUACUUGAUGGAGUGUACAUUGUGAGCAUUUUAAUACUGAAUGUAUUACGAUACCGGGUUAUACGAAACCUGCAUACACCACCAAACCAAGAACCAGGAUCCAGCCAGUCGAAAACAUUUGUUAGAACUAGUAUGGUUUUUGUAGUAAUGUGCAGUAUAACAUAUUCUAUCUCAGUCUGGUUCGAAGAUGGUCAAGGAAAUUCGAUCCCCAUUGUUGCAGCCUUUGCAGCAAAGACAGCUACAAAAACAAUCCCAUGGAUAAUGAAUGUCAUUAUUAAUGGUGUUAUGUUAGGUAAAAUCUCGAUUGUUCUCUAUAAACGACGAUUUUCCGUUCAUGCUGCUAUGCAACAGUUCAAUCGUAGUGGUUCGGUUGGGGGAUUCGCUUUACUAAAGCAAUUUUUGUACUCCUUGAUUCUUCAGACGGUGUUUUACGUUUGUCCAAGCAUGUUUGUUUAUCCAUUAGAACUUGUUCCAGCAACGAUGAAGACUUCAAAAUCAAAUGAGAUGUACUGGUCAAUGAAAGUAAUACUGGUUUUUCUAAAUCCUGUCAUGUUUAGUAUUAUUUUACAGUCGAAAUACAAUGCUAUUUCUGCAAUUCGAACUAGUAUAAUGAGCAUUAAGUCAUUCAACAUACAAGGAGGACAUCGAAUAAGACCUUUAAUUCAAUUUCCACAACAGGAAGAGUCUUUACAGAUAAUGAACGAGACGACAGUCAGUAAGUUAAUGAACAACAGCCCUCAGAAUUCAAAAAAGCUGCAGAUUUUUACUCUGAUGCAUCCAAUAAUAACACCACCUAUCACCCCUAAAAGCGGAUGUUCAUUAGUGAGUACAGACUUUAAAUUUCCUGACAUCUACACCGAUGCUAUAUCAAUUAACAGUACCAAGUGGGUUACAGAAAAUGGGUUGAACUCACCGUAUCAUUCCAAAAGUUUGAUAGCCAAAGGAGAAGCAUCUUCACCAUACAGUCCAAACUGGUUUGUUGAGAGACUAAGCACUAACACAAAUUUAAGUCUUCAUAGUUUUGAAUCGAGCGUUUUUUCAUCUGCUAGUGAUCUAAGACCGUCACUUCAAACACAGUAUAGUAAUGGUUCUCACAGAGAAAGAAUCGGAUCUCUUCCCGUAAAUGUUCAACAAGUACCGGUUUUUUCAUACUUGCAACCUCCGACACAAUCACGAGAUCGAUCAAUAUCUUUACCAAGAACAGUUGAUAUUUUCAAAAGAUGUUAGCUGCAGCUGUUAUCAUUCUUUUGUCUUGACACUUCAAUUGGUAUUUAUGACUGAGGUCUAAACUCUUGUUACUGGAAAUAUAAAACAUCGUUGUUCCUAAAGAAGCUCACAGAAAUAUACUUUGGUGAAGAAAAGAACCGUUGAAAU
Molecule: messenger RNA, 1618 nt
Organism: Mytilus trossulus (common blue mussel)
Lineage: Eukaryota; Metazoa; Mollusca; Bivalvia; Mytilida; Mytilidae
Exons: 2
Coding region: 68-1471 (467 amino acids)
Source: RefSeq, a predicted model, not a curated record